AUGUCUACCGGCAAGCCUGAAGCCAGGGAUCUGGAAAGUCCCAAAAUGUCUAUGGACGAACAUACUAGCGUUGAGGUUCCAGCUGAUGUCAAUCGCCGAGUCAGACGACUGUUCGACUUCCGCGUUCUUCCCAUUGUCUGUUGUCUCUACGUUUUAUCCUACCUUGACCGAGGCAACAUUGGAAAUGCGAAGACUGCAGGCGCCCAAGAUGCCCUUGGUCUUAGCUCUUCGCAGUGGGCUUGGGUAUUGAACUCAUUUUACAUUGCUUAUAUUCUCUUUGAAUGGACCACGAUGUUUUGGAAGAUCUUCCCCGCGCAUAUCUAUGUUGCAGCCCUCUGUCUCGGUUGGGGAGCUGCUGCCAUGAGCUCUGGUGCAGCUCGAAAUAUGGCAGAAUUGGUUAUUACUCGCGUUUUCUUAGGCAUAUUCGAGGCAACAUUUGGUGCCGGCGCUCCUUAUUUUCUAUCCUGCAUAUAUAAGCGAGAAGAACUUGGACUCCGCAUGGCUAUUUUGCUAGGCAUGUCCCCCCUUGCUAAUACAUUUGCUUCCACUUUAGCAUAUGGUAUUACACACAUUCGCAAUUCACUGGAACCGUGGAGGCUUUUAUUCAUCAUCGAAGGAGCACCGACUAUUGCCUUUUCUGUAAUUGUUUACUUCUUCCUAAUUGAUUCUCCCUCGACCGCCAAAUUCCUCACCGAAGAGGAGAAGACCUUUGCUGUCGAACGUCUACCAGUCCGAGAUAAUACAUCUAAUCAAGCGGGGUUAUCAGCGCCGGUAUAUUUUGCUGCAUUCAUUCUUUGCCUUGCGUCUGCUUUUUUUUCUGACCGGUAUGGAAACCGCGGCUACAUUGUUGCUAGCUUUGGUGCCAUGGGGGCCGUUGGCUAUGGUAUUCUUGCUGCUGUCCGGGACUCGACAGGAGCUAGAUAUGCUGGAGUGUGGCUUGCAGCCUGCGGGAUCUUCCCAGCUCUGGCUAUGAAUAUCACCUGGCUGCUCAACAAUCAAGGGGGCGACUCCAAAAAGGGAGCAGGUCUAGCCAUCUCACUAACCAUCGGACAAUGCUCAUCUCUUAUCAGCAGUACUGUGUUUCCCAAAUCAGCUGGGCCCUUCUAUGUAGUGGGUUGCGCUAUCGGUUGCGGUAUGAGUGGGCUCAUUGUUAUAUUGGCCUUGGUUAUGCACUUCCUGUUGUCAAGGGAGAACAGGAAAAGGGAUGAGCUUUACGGACCUGUUGACAAAAGCCAGGCAGUUGAUGUUUCACAGCAGGGAGACUAUGCCAGGAAUUUUAGAUACUUCACCUAG
Messenger RNA from Fusarium tjaetaba, 1293 nucleotides. RefSeq names its product high-affinity nicotinic acid transporter. The transcript has 6 exons. Lineage: Eukaryota; Fungi; Ascomycota; Sordariomycetes; Hypocreales; Nectriaceae. The record is from RefSeq and is a predicted model, not a curated record. Gene Ontology annotation, biological process: transmembrane transport. Gene Ontology annotation, cellular component: membrane. Gene Ontology annotation, molecular function: transmembrane transporter activity. Bases 1 to 1293 code for a protein of 430 amino acids.